GCGAACAAGAAAGCCAAGUUGCUGAAUAGCAGCGCAACUCUUCAAACAACAAAUGCCGUAGCAAAUGGUACAAUAGCAGUUGCUGGCAGCGUACAUAAUGAACUUGGCCAUAGCAAUCAGCAUCCGUCACAUCAGAAUCACAUCUAUGGACAUAACAACAGUAGCAACAAUGCACAGCGCAGUAAUCAUCAACAGAACGGCAAUUACCAGGCCCACUAUCAGCAAGUCAAUGUCAGCUACCAACAGCACCAGAUGCAUGCACAUCACUACCAACAUCAACAACAACAGCAUCAACAAAUCUAUGGCUCAUCCGCUGAGGAUCAUUAUGAAUUGCAGCAACUGCAAUAUGGCUACAGUAAUCCCAAUGGCUUGAAUGGACAAGGCACCCGACCAGGCGGUCCCAAUUUAGUAAACAAACAACUUGUAUUGCCAUUUGUACCGCCAAGCUUUCCAAAUAACUCACAAGACGGUGUAACACAUCUCAUCAAGCCGUCAGAAUAUUUGAAGAGCAUCAGCGACAAGCGUUCGUGCCCCUCAUCUGCCAGAUCCACUGAUACUGAGGAUUAUAUGCAAAUACAAGUAUCUAAUCAGCAUCCGAUUGGUUUUGAACCUCCCAAGCCUCCGCCACCACCUCCAAUGCCAAUGCAACCGCUUAUUUACAGCAGCAACAACAACAACGAAAAACUUAAUACAGUGAAGUCCAUAAACACACUUGCAUCACCUACGAAUCCCGAUACAGCGACACGUAAACAGCAUCAACCAUUAUCAGCUAUAUCUAUACAGGAUUUAAAUAGCGUACAGCUACGUCGUACGGACACACAAAAAGCGCCUAAACCAUUUCAAAUGCCUGCACGCAGUCUAAGCAUGCAAUGUCUAUCAUCCACUACAGAUACUUAUUUGAAAACUGACCUAAUUGCGGAACUUAAAAUAUCAAAGGACAUACCGGGGAUCAAAAAAAUGAAGGUAGAAAAGCAAAUGGCUAAUCGUAUGGACUCUGAACACUAUUCCGAAAUAACUAAACAAUUCACGGCAAAUAAUUAUGUGGAUCAAAUCUAUAUGCAGAUACCUGACAAGGAUCCAUCUGGUAAUGUUAUACCAGAUUGGAAGAGACAAAUGUUAGCAAAAAAAGCAGCUGAACGUGCCAAAAAAGAUUUCGAGGAUCGCAUGGCUAAGGAAGCGGAAAGUCGUCGUCUCUCACAAAUACCACAAUGGAAACGUGAUUUAUUGGCGCGACGCGAAGAAACUGAAAAUAAAUUAAAAGCCACUAUUUAUACACCUAAAGUAGAGGAGAAUAAUCGUAUAGCUGAAACUUGGCGUUUGAAAAAUCGUGCUAUGUCCAUUGAUAACAUCAGCAUGGUAUCCUGUACAACAGACAUUAUAGCCUAUCAGAGCAACAAUAAGGAAAAUAAUUGUGGUAUUGAAAUGAAUGGUACCAAUGAAAAGCCCAUAGAAGAUGAUAUGCACAAACUUACCGAAAAAUCUCAAGAUGAUGACGAUGCAAAUGAUAAUAUAAUACCUUGGCGAGCACAGUUAAGAAAAACUAAUAGCAGACUGAGUUUAGUUUAGAGAGUAUUUUGA
Messenger RNA from Teleopsis dalmanni, 1578 nucleotides. RefSeq lists its product as uncharacterized. The transcript has 5 exons. NCBI's taxonomy places the organism in Eukaryota, Metazoa, Arthropoda, Insecta, Diptera, Diopsidae. The record is from RefSeq and is a predicted model, not a curated record. Gene Ontology annotation, biological process: actin filament bundle assembly. Bases 253 to 1566 code for a protein of 437 amino acids. Gene Ontology annotation, molecular function: actin filament binding. Gene Ontology annotation, cellular component: cytoplasm.